This is a messenger RNA of Populus euphratica (Euphrates poplar), 1075 nucleotides long. RefSeq names its product mitogen-activated protein kinase kinase 2-like. The annotation marks the transcript as partial. The record is from RefSeq and is a predicted model, not a curated record. The transcript is spliced from 5 exons. NCBI's taxonomy places the organism in Eukaryota, Viridiplantae, Streptophyta, Magnoliopsida, Malpighiales, Salicaceae. Gene Ontology annotation, molecular function: ATP binding; MAP kinase kinase activity. Gene Ontology annotation, biological process: MAPK cascade; protein phosphorylation.
AUACAGGUGCUCAAGGGUUUGUUGUAUCUUCAUCGUGAAAAACACAUUAUCCACAGGGAUUUAAAACCUUCUAAUUUGUUGGUAAAUCAUAGAGGAGAAGUCAAGAUUACUGACUUUGGAGUGAGUGCAAUCAUGCAAAGCACGUCUGGACAGGCUAAUAGUUUUGUUGGCACAUACAACUAUAUGUCUCCUGAGAGAAUUAGUGGGGGGAAAUAUGGCUAUAAAAGUGACAUUUGGAGCUUGGGGUUGGUAUUGCUGGAGUGUGCAACAGGCCAAUUCCCAUUUUCCCCUCCAGAGCUUGAUGAAGGCUGGACUAAUGUCUACGAACUCAUGGAAGCUAUUGUUGAUCAACCUCCUCCUUCUGCAUCAUCCGACCAAUUUUCUCCAGAGUUUUGUUCAUUUAUAUCAGCAUGUGUGCAGAAAGAUCCGAAGGAUAGACAGUCAGCACAUGAACUGAUGACACACCCAUUCAUGAACUUGUAUGAAGACCUGCAUGUGGAUCUCGCGUCAUACUUUACAAAUGCUGGCUCUCCUCUUGCAACCCUUAAAACAUGUGAUACUAUAUCAGACUCUUGAGAGUUAUGGGAAGUUAUCUAUUGAAAUUUUGAAGGCCUGAAGAAAGAUUCUUAACGGUCACUGUGGCUUGAAAUAAAUCAACUUGCUGAAAUUACGGUGAUCAGGGCUGAGGUUUUCAAACCAUUAGCAAUUCACAAAAAGUGAAUAUUUACCGUAUUACCUCACACUGAUCCAUGGAAUAGAGAGUGUAUGGUUUCGAGGCUUGUGAUUUGUGAUGGAUGUCAAGGAAAAUAGUUUUCUGUAUAACUUACCGAAAUAAAGUGAUUUUGUUGCUUGUCUAGUGUUGCAAAUGCAUCAAACUCCUGUUUGAAAGGUGUCAAUAUAUGACUUUGUGUGAAACUUUGACCUUUCAAACUCUGAGGAACUUCAGAGUCCUCUUACGAUCUGAUGUCUCUUUUGGGUGGCCACGAGUUGGUUUUACCCUGACUGAUUCCCAAUUGGAGAAUAGUAAGAAUUUGCGGAUCAAGGAAAGGUCAAGAAACAAGUGUUUUUUCUAAAA